AUGACUGGCAAGAAGAGGAAGACCGACAUCCGUCCCUCCCAUACCAUCACAAAGUACUUCAAGGCGUCAGACGCUGUCAGACAGUCUGCCACGAGUAGAGAAGCUCUCUCCGACAUUACACCCAACAAUGCCGUCAGGGAACUCACUAUUCAUGAGUCUGCUCCAGGCAAGGAGUCAUUGAUGACCGUGGUCAACAAGGAGACGUACGCCACAAAGGCACUUGAGGAGACUCGUGAACCUUUCAAUAAGGCGUCAUACCUUGCCAAAUUGACGAGCUUUGACGACAUUUCCGCCUUGCUUCUGUGGCUUGCGUGGACAUUCCUCUCUGUCACCAGCCGUGCUAUGUUCAACAUCGAGCAUGAAGUCGCUUUUCCUGCCAGGGGCGCCAUGGAGUCUUUCUGGAAGCGUUUGCCACUACAAUUUGCCUCUGGCUUGCUCCCUGCUCUCCAAUCUUCUUCUCCACCGACGAUAAACUACUUCAAGUCAUUGUCAUUGUCUCCCGAGAAGAAAUGGGCGAUCUACCUCUUGGUACUGGAGCAUGAAGAUUCUGGACGUCGUCCAAGAGUUUACGUCGGCAGUGGAACUUCCGUCCAAAUGGGGGUCAAGUCAAGACUCAACAAGUAUGACAGAAGAGAGCAAAACGGCACUACCGGUUCGGACAAUCCCAUGCCUCGAUGGGUCGAGAAGUCAAUGCUCGAAGGGUACAAGAUCACCCACAAAUGCCUUCUGUGCUGGACAGGAUUGCCAAAGGCGUCGGAUGUGUUCCAUCUGCGCAGUCUGUUCCUGAUUCUCGAGACUGUCUUUGCUUUCCUGUUCGCCGCUAUGGUCAAUCGCGACAAAUCUUAUGGAAUGGCCGAUUUCUGUCCAUGGUCCCGCGAGAGUUUCACAUAUGAUGGUCUCUGCGGCCAUUCCGCCAUGACCGAACAACUUGGCAUUCAUCAUCCGGACGCCACACCUGAUGAGAUCAACCGAUGUGCUGCGGAGAGAACUGCCGCGUCUGUAGCCAGACGAGAAGCCUCCAGAGCACCAGGCUCGAAAGCUACCAACCAAGUCAAUUACAUCAACAGCCACCUUGGUGCUGCAGACUACAGAUGUGAGCCAUGCAAUCAAACCUUCGGCGCAAAGGCCAAUUACGACAACCACAUGAAGACUGAUCGCCAUGCUCGGAAGGUUGAGGAGGCGUCUGGCGUUCCAAAGGUUUACAAAGGACGCGGUGGUGCUCAGAAUGCCAGAAUGAACAAAACGUUCUGGUGCGAAGACUGUCAGCGUCCCUGCGACUCUCAAAAGAGGCUUGAAAGUCAUUUAGCCGGCAAACCACACCUCAAACAGCUCAGAGUAUUGGCGUUGGCGGCGGCGAAAGCGUCCAAAUCGGCGGCCCCGUUUGAUACCGAAGCUGAUGUUUUUGAGGACGUUUCCGGACUGUCUGACGCCGUGGUACGCAAAUCGGGUCAACCGAAUUUUUCUUUUCCCUUCCCCUUCCUCUUCCCCCUUCUCACUUUGGUCUUUGCUAACAGUCGAAAUGGUUGUGAUCUUCUGGUCGCUACUCCAGGUCGUUUGGUCGAUUUGAUCGAGCGUGGUCGCAUCUCCCUCUGCAACAUCAAGUACUUGGUUCUUGACGAGGCUGAUCGUAUGUUGGACAUGGGUUUCGAACCACAAAUCCGUCGUAUUGUCGAGGGUGAGGAUAUGCCAGGUGUUCAGGAUCGUCAAACUCUCAUGUUUUCCGCCACCUUCCCCCGCGACAUUCAGAUGCUUGCCCGUGAUUUCUUGAAGGAUUACGUCUUCUUGUCUGUUGGACGUGUUGGUUCCACAUCCGAGAACAUCACCCAAAAGGUCGAAUAUGUUGAGGAUAUGGACAAGCGAUCAGUCCUGCUCGACAUUCUGCACACCCACGGUGCCGGUCUGACUUUGAUCUUCGUUGAGACCAAGCGUAUGGCCGACUCUCUCUCCGACUUCCUCAUCAACCAAAACUUCCCAGCCACUUCUAUUCACGGUGAUCGUACUCAACGCGAACGUGAGAGAGCUUUGGAGAUGUUCAGAAACGGACGUUGCCCCAUCCUGGUUGCCACUGCUGUUGCUGCUCGUGGUUUGGAUAUUCCCAAUGUCACCCACGUCGUCAACUACGAUCUCCCAACCGAUAUCGACGACUAUGUCCAUCGUAUCGGUCGUACAGGUCGUGCCGGUAACACUGGUAUCUCUACCGCAUUCUUCAACCGUGGCAACAGAGGUGUUGUCCGUGAUCUCAUUGAUCUAUUGAAGGAGGCCAACCAAGACGUCCCAGCUUUCCUCGAGAACAUUGCCCGUGAGGGAUCCUUCGGUGGUGGUGGACGCGGAGGUGGACGAUCCGGUGGUGGCCGUGGACGUGGAGGCGGUGCCAACCGUGAUUUCAGAAAGUUCGGCGGUGGCGGCGGCGGACCAUCCUACGGCGGUGGAUUCGCUGGUGGUGCCCCAUCCUAUGGCGGCGGUGCCGGUGGAUUCGGUGGACCUCCUCCUGCUGCUGCAUAUGGCGGUGCUCCUGCAUACGGUGGUGGACCCCCAGCUGGUGGUUACGGUGGCGGAAGCUACGGCAACCCAUCUGGCGGCGGUGGUGGUCAAUCUUGGUGGUAA
This is a messenger RNA of Cadophora gregata, 2604 nucleotides long. RefSeq names its product DEAD-box ATP-dependent RNA helicase. The coding region runs from base 1 to 2604 and encodes 867 amino acids. Gene Ontology annotation, cellular component: nucleus. The transcript is spliced from 4 exons. The record is from RefSeq and is a predicted model, not a curated record. Gene Ontology annotation, molecular function: RNA helicase activity; RNA binding; zinc ion binding. NCBI's taxonomy places the organism in Eukaryota, Fungi, Ascomycota, Leotiomycetes, Helotiales, Ploettnerulaceae.